CUGCGGAAAGUCUCCUCUGUCCCAGCGGCAGCAGAAGCUCCGGGAGUCGCGCUGCCAGGCUCCAUGGGGUCCAGACAGGGCAUCCCCUCGCUCAAGUACAGCGAGAAAAGAUCGACUAAACUCAGUUUGAAUCUAUUGGGUGGAUCCAUGAGUGACAGCUGUGCUGCGAUUGGCUGCUCCAGGAGGAGGCUGCCAUGACACAGUAGAUGCUGCACAGAAUCAGUUCCACAGCAUCAGCAGGCAGCGGACCUCCAUCCUUGUUAUCCCUCUCUCCUUCUCUUUUUUUCUUCUCCUUUGCCUCUCAUCCUCUCACCACUUCCCUUGUUCUCUCUUCUCUCUCCCUCCUCCUCCUCCUCUUUUUCAUCCGACAGACAGGGAGGAAUAGCAGCAGCAGCAGAAGCAGGCGGACUGGUAGGUGUGCUGAGGCCUGUCUCCCUCCUGCAGCACAGGCAAGACAUCGCGUUCUCCUCUGAUCUCUUUCAAGGACUAUUUGAGAGCCUUUCCAUCCACGUCUGCCUGCCUCACAUCUUCUGUCCCAACACUUUUUUUAUCCUCCUGCAACUUCUUUUUUCUCUCUGUCCUUUUCCUCCUCCUUAAAACCCUCUUUCCCCUCCCUCUCCAUUCUUGUCCCCAUCUGCUCUUUAUGCAUCUUCUUCUUCCGGUCGGCUGGUUUCCCAGGAUGCCUUGUUCCAGGCCGCUCCGCUAGGCCCUAGCAGCAUGGGCGGAGCCUGGGUGGGGAGAGAGAGCACGGACUGGACCCUUCCCCUCAGGACGGGCGCGCUGGCGGGUCACCCUUCCUCAGCUUCAGAUGGGCGAGGACGCUGAGAGCCCCAAAAUCAACCAUACCUUCCUGCGAGACUACGUCACUGAAGCUGAUGUCAUCUCUACGGUGGAGUUUAACCAGACCGGGGACUUGCUGGCCACGGGGGAUAAAGGUGGCCGAGUGGUCAUCUUCCAGAGAGAGACUGAGGCUAAAGGGGAGUCAGAGGAGGCAGGGGAGACGGGAGACUCUGGGGAGUACAAUGUCUACAGCACGUUCCAGAGCCACGAGCCGGACUUUGACUACCUGAAGAGUCUGGAGAUUGAAGAGAAAAUCAACAAGAUCAGAUGGCUGCCACAGCAGAAUGCAGCACAUUUCCUCCUCUCCACCAACGAUAAGACCAUUAAACUGUGGAAGGUGAGCGAGAGAGACAAGAGACCAGAGGGAUACAACCUGAAAGAUGAGGAGGGACGGCUCAAGGACACCUCUACUAUCACCUCUCUGCAGGUCCCGGUGCUGAAACCUACAGACCUGAUGGUAGAGGUUCGUCCCAGACGAGUGUUCGCCAAUGGACAUACCUAUCAUGUUAACUCCAUCUCAGUCAACAGCGAUGGGGAGACCUACCUGUCUGCUGAUGACCUCCGCAUCAAUAUGUGGCACCUGGGCAUCACGGACCGCAGUUUCAACAUUGUGGACAUCAAACCAGCCAACAUGGAGGAUCUGACGGAGGUGAUAACAGCAGCAGAGUUCCACCCCCACCACUGCCACUUGUUUGUGUACAGCAGCAGCAAGGGCACCCUGCGCCUCUGUGACAUGAGAGCCUCCGCACUUUGUGACAAACACACCAAACUGUUUGAGGAACCUGAGGAUCCAGGGAGCAGGUCCUUCUUCUCAGAGAUCAUUUCCUCUGUGUCGGACGUCAAGUUCAGCCACAGUGGACGCUACCUGCUGACCAGAGACUACCUCACCGCCAAGGUGUGGGACCUGAACAUGGACAAGGGCCCCGUGGAGACAUACCAGGUUCAUGAAUACCUAAGGAGUAAGCUGUGCUCCCUCUAUGAAAACGACUGCAUCUUUGACAAGUUUGAGUGUGUUUGGAACAGCUCAGACAGCGUCAUCAUGACAGGGGCGUACAACAGCUUCUUCCGGAUGUUUGACAGGGAGACGGGGCGAGGCGUAACCCUGGAGGCUUGGCGAGAGAGCAGCAAGCCUCGGGCUGUGCUGCGGACCCGGCGGGUGUAUACUGGCGGUAAGCGUCGCCGUGGAGAUGUGGGCGUUGACAGCCUGGAUUUUACCAAGAAAAUCCUGCACAUGGCUUGGCACCCGUCAGAGAACAUCAUUGCCAUAGCAGCGACCAACAACCUGUACAUCUUCCAGGAUCGUGUCAACCCUGAGACGCAGGCAUAGUGACAGAAAUAUGGACAGUGGCAGACACAGUGCUUACAUCGACUGUCACAGACAAUGAUCCAAAUAUAUUUGCCUGUUUUAGAUGGCCUGUAUGGGAAGAAAGCCAAGUUGUUUCACAACAUGCUGAGAUGCAACAUCUGUUUGAGCUGACAAAAGAUUAGAUUCAUGAUGAAAAUGACAAGGUUGUUAAUUUAUUUCAUCCCCAAGGAAGGUGUAUAAUCAUUUUUUGCUCAACGCUUAGAUGAACUGGCAUCUCCAGCACCCAUCAGGACAUGUUUUUGGUCCCACUGCUCCCACUUUUUGAAGAUGUUUGUGUUUGUCCCUCUGUAGGGACAGUAAAAGAGGUGCGGGGACACCUCUACAUCUGCAAUGACUCAGUGCUGUUGACCACACAAUGUUGCACUUCUCACUGAUAUGCUCUAGUACUUUUUGACACAAAAAAUGAAAGGUUUGUGCUCUGUAUGAACAGAGAAGGAAUGAUGCUUCGAAACACAAUGUUUUUGAGAUGUUUAGAUUGCCAAUUCCCAAUGACUUUGCAUCUAAAUUGAAGUAUUUUUUUUCACUACUGUGGAACAUCUGGAGAGAUGUUAAUCAGCAGCUCCUCACAACAACAUCGUGAACCUUUUUUUCUCAACAGAAGAACCUCUCCUUUAGAGCAGUGCUCUUGGAGAUUGCACGCAUAAACGACCCAUAGUCUUUGCCCUAUUCACUUUGCAAUAACAGCACACAGAAAAAUAUAGUGCAGCAGUGUUCCUGCUUUAAAACAUGGGCUUUUCUUCUACAGGUAUACACUCUUUUUACUGUAAGCUGUAAAUAUUCAGUGUUCUUUUUUUAAAGUACCAAUUUUGGUUUGAGAGAGAUAAAAGAUUAAACUCUAAUGUAUAGAAAAGUUGCAGAAUUGCGCUAUUCCAGUUAAAGAUGUGGAGACUUUUUUCUUGCAGCAGUACAUAGAUAAGUAUCAUUGGCUGUAGAGAGGGAGGGGUGAGUUGGGCACAAACCAACACUGUUUUGUUAUGUAUAUUAGGUCCACUACUGUAUUCAGACCAUUUCCUUGUCUAAAGUCUACAUACAUUUGGUACAUUACAGAAAAAUGGGUGAUAACGUGUUAAUGCUGAGCCCCAUCACAUAUGCUCCAAUUGAGGCUCAUUGGUGAUUAAAUCUAAUACAGACAUAUGUUAAAAAUGAGCAGUGUUCAUUUUAAAGUGAAUGAGCACAAUUUAAAAGUCUUACAAUCAAGAAAAAGUUGGAAUCUAAGCACAUUAUUUCUAAACAAGGCCCCUGAUUGAGCCAAUCAAAGUUUUGGUGAGUAAGUUUGUGUGCCAGUGCAAUAGCUCAUUAUGUACAUUGCUGACAUGUCUUUAACAUUAAAACACUCAUGUCAUGUGAAUUUAUCAUAUACAGGUUCUUAGUGUCAUUAUACCAUAUACCUCACAGUGCCACGUGCUACUCUGGGAUGCCACCCUGAAAGCCCAGGAUGUACAACAGUAAGGUGAUGUCUGUGUUGGACUGAAUUUUGUGACUUGGUCAAGAUUUGAUUGUUUACAGUGAAGUGCUUUGUUUUCAAGUGACCUUGAACCUGAUGGGAAUUGUUGUAAGUGGUCCAGAUGUGUACUGUAGCAGGUGGAGUAACAAUGUCAGUGCAAAGAAAGUAUUAAGUCCCUUUGCACUUUUUCAAACGCUGACAAGUAUUCAACAACAGUUUCACUGUGCAAACCUCAAACCCCAAGAAAAGAAGACAAUUGUUAAUAUGUAUGUUCCACUUGUUUGCUCUCCCCUUACUUUUCACCACAUCUUGAAAUCACUGCUCACAGACGUUUAUGUUGCAGCGUGUGGGCUACUACUAUGUUUUGGUCUUCAGUGUCCACCAGCUUUGUUGAAUGCUGACACGAUCUUGCACUGACUGGUUUAACAAAGUGUACAAAACACAGAGAAAUCCACAAUAACGACAACCCACAAGAAAAUGGUUUACAGCGUAACAGGCCACCUAAAGCAUUAUGUAAGUCCCAGGGCCCAGUCCUCCGACAAUGAGCUGUAAUUUAGAGCAGGUCAGUUAUCAUCACAUCAUAACCACCGCCACACACAACCAGUGCAAGGUUUCGUGUUCAGGAGCACAGCCGCAGCAGCAUGUUGCCAUUACUCAGUGCUACUAGCGUGUAUAUCUAUCAUACUUUAAAAAAGACAAAUCUAACAAUACAAAAAACAUAACUCAAAUGAGAUGAAUGAAAGGAAUGUGCAUUAAUAAAAUAAUGUGAAA
Molecule: messenger RNA, 4421 nt
Organism: Scatophagus argus
Lineage: Eukaryota; Metazoa; Chordata; Actinopteri; Scatophagidae
Gene: ppp2r2ca
Product: protein phosphatase 2, regulatory subunit B, gamma a
Exons: 11
Coding region: 809-2167 (452 amino acids)
Biological process (GO): peptidyl-serine dephosphorylation
Cellular component (GO): protein phosphatase type 2A complex; cytosol
Molecular function (GO): protein binding; protein phosphatase regulator activity
Source: RefSeq, a predicted model, not a curated record